GUGAAGGUAAUAUGGCGGUGAUGCACGCGUUGGUGAAGUGGGAAAGCGGGGUCAACAAAGACUCUUACAGCGUGAUUCCAACUGCUUGGAUUCGCAAUUUUGAUUUAUUCAGCAUUGCUGAUGAUGUCGAAGAGACUACUCGAAGCUUCAGAGCAGAGUGGAGAGACACGAACAAACCUCCAAAAGGUGGAUGGCCUGUCCAUGAAGCGCAGAUCAUUAUGACUGGAAAAGAAGGCGAAAUAAGAAGAAAACUUAAUGACCUAACGAAAAUGCCCUCUCCUAAAAAGAGAGUACCUAAACCAAACAAAAAACUUCAAAUUUCAGAUGAUAGUGACCUUGAUGAACCGCAGUUACCGCACAAAAUAAGAAAGAAAACCGAUGGAGCUUCAAGAAUUAGAUCCCAUAAUAUUCUACAGACAUUUCAAGAGUCCAGUGAAGUUGAGCUACAGCAAAAAGUUAAGCAGUUCGAAAAGGAAAACACUAGACUUAAAAAUGAAAACCAAGAUCUUCGAAACCGUAUGGUUGAUGAGAUUCCAGACAUUUUGGAAAAUCUGAAAAAAAUUGUAACAAAAGCCACAUUUAUCAACGAUGAAGCCAAAAGAGUGUCACCAUCAAAUGGUUCUGACAGCCCCACACCAAAUUGUUCUGACUCUGACAAAGAAGCACCAAAACAGGUGGAAAUAUUCCCAGGCACUGGAGUGUAUAUUGACUAACUGUCCAGGAUCCUUACAGAGAGGUGCAGCACGAAUACAUCAUAUGUAAGAACCCUGACGGUUGCUGUCUUUGACAUUCCAACAUUACUAAAGAGCAAUCUUCGUGGUGGUGGCAGCAAGAGAGAUCCAACUUCGGAGAAAAAGACACCUCUGGAUCGCUUAAAGGUGGAAGCCAUAUAUGGUAUGUAAAUGCUGUUGUACAAAAUUU
This is a messenger RNA of Acipenser ruthenus (sterlet), 921 nucleotides long. RefSeq lists its product as uncharacterized. The coding region runs from base 12 to 713 and encodes 233 amino acids. The transcript is spliced from 5 exons. Lineage: Eukaryota; Metazoa; Chordata; Actinopteri; Acipenseriformes; Acipenseridae. The record is from RefSeq and is a predicted model, not a curated record.